GAGCAGAGCGGUGAUGAAUUGGAAAGAUGACACGAGGCCCGGGAUGCGUAUAUUUUGCUGCUGUUGCUGCUGCAUGACUCCACGACGUCAGCAGCAGCCAGGGAGCCGCGGCGCGUCACGGUGGUCUCCCCCUCCAUAGUGCCGGGGUCUGCGGGAGUAGGGCCGCCGCCGCCGCCAGACACGGAGCUCAGCGGGCAACUCACGGUCACAGCAGCGACGUGCGCGCUCGGUUGUUCCCGCAGCCGGAAACGAGAGGAACGUCUUCCCAGCACCAAGCGAGAGGAAAGGCGCUGCGCUGGGCUCCUAGCUGCAUCGUGACCCGUCGCGUCUGCAAGCCGGCCAAGGUGAGCUGAGCCAAGCAGACCAGCGGCGGCCGCCCAGCCCCGAGGUAGCGGGAAAGGUGCCCAGGCGCGCCAUGGCGCCGCCGGAGAUCCGGCUGUAGCCGCCGCCGGCUUCGUCAACGGAGGCUCCUGCCCGACAGCCCCCUCCGAGGAGAGCGUCCCGCCACUGCCGCCGCCAUGGAGAAGGCCGGCUCCGUGCACACGUCGGUGCCCACGCCGCCGCCGCGCCUCUACCUCCCGCGCAACUUCAGCUGCAGCGCCUGCCUCUACGGCAGCCUAGCCGACCAAUGCAAGGGGGGCUGCAGCCCGGAGCCCGAGACCGUCGAGGGGCCGCUGUCGUCGUCGUCUCCACCGCCGUGCUCCUCGCCGCCGCCGCCCUCCCCGCCGGUGACCCGAGAGGCGGUGGCAGCGGCUGUUGCCCAGAAGCCGCACCCGCUGCCCCCUCCUCGCUCCCCGUCGCCGCCGACCUCCCCUCCGCCCGCGUCGCCGUCUUCCCGCGGCCGGGAGCCCACGCUGCCGUCGGUGCCUCCCAGCCCGACCCUCCGGCGCCGAGCCAAGUCUCUGCCCACGCCGGGCGAGCGGGGCUUACGGCCGGCCCUGCAGCAGAGCCCGUCUCGCCGCAAAACGGUGCGCUUCGCCGACUCGCUGGGCCUGGAACUCAUUGCCGUGCGCCACUUCUGCCAGGCCGACGUGCCCCGUGUGCCGCCGGCGGCGCCGCUGGCCGCCUCGCCUUUCCCACUGCCGCGCGCCGCCGACCUGCUCAAGACGCGCAAGCCGCCGUCGCUGGGCGAGCUGGAGCCGGUGCUCUUCGGGCCUCCGGCGCCCGUGCUGGAGCCCCUCUUCCCACCGCAGCCGGGCGCCAGCGCGGGUUUCGGCGAACGCGUCCGGCAGCACAAGGUGAAGCUGGAGUGGGUGCGCCCCGAGGCGUCGGGGCUGCGCGGCGCCGUGCGCGUCCUCAACGUGGCCUUCGAGAAGAGCGUGUCUGUGCGCUACACGCUCAACCGCUGGGCCAGCUGCAACGAGAUGCCCGCCGCCUACCUGCCGCCGCCGCCCAACGGCCUCAGCGACCGCUUCGCCUUCCACCUGCCCGUGGGCGCGGGCACCACGCUGCUGGAGUUCGCCGUUCGCUACCGCGUGGCCGACGCUGAGUACUGGGACAACAACGACGGCCACAACUACCGGCUGCGCGCCAGGCAGAGGCCGCCGGCCGCCUCGGGCCACGAACCGGGCGGCGGCGCCUGGAUCCACUUCAUCUGAGGAAUGAGGCGCGCCUAGGUUCCGCGACGGCUCGAGGGGCCUCCUCUCCACCUUGGCCAGAGCCCUCUACCGGGAUCCGGCGGCGGAGAGCCGCAGGCUCCUUUCCCUCGACAGAUAUGGCGACAUACAGGAGAGUUUCUUUUAGGAUAGGGCGCAUGGUCGGACGUGAGGACUGUGAGGACCGAGGAGGAAAAUGAUCCGUCGUUAAAGGCUGAGCCGUGGGGUGGCUCUUCUCUGUUAUGCUCAUCUUUCCUUAUGGCCAGUGGAUGUGGAAAACAGAGUCCAAAAGUCCCCUUCCCAAAUUAACCUCCAUUGGAUUGCAAUAGGUAAUAGCUUUGUUUGUUUGUGGCUUACUUUAUCCAUCUCCAACCACCUUUAAGUUGCCCUCCAACCAGCCUUGAUCAAAUCUCUCUUGACAAGGAGGCUUGCGGUUCUAAUUAGAGAUUUAACGGUAGGUAAGCACCAUGACAACUCCAGCUUAGUACUCAGGCAGAGCAAUCUCUGGGUAUAGUAACACCUAGUACUGCAAUGAAGGCAGGCCUGAUGGAAUGCUCCUCUUUUAGAAAUAAGAAACCCCUCCAGCAUGAAAAUUGGCAUGUCAGAGGGAAGGUUAUAAUACAACGCACUCCCACAUGCUAGUUUUCUGUGUGUGGGGAUUUUAAAAAGACACUCCAUCAUAUGAGACAUUCCCGCAGUUUGAGGCUGUCCAGCCCAGACACAGGUUAACUUCCUCAGUGAGGAGUAGGUGACAUACAUUAUACCAUAAACAGAGAACUCGCUGUAGAAACUCUCCCUCACUGCAUUUUGCUUAAGUGUAGAAUCUUCUCCCAUAUCCGGAUCAGGGAGAACCAGCCUGCAAUUUGCAGCAAGAGCUGGCUGUGCACAGUGCUGAUUGGCUGAAGGCUAAGUGACAUCACUAGCCCACAUUUCCCCUUUUCCCUGGAAUAGGUUUUCAGCAAGAAAAAGAAACAAAUCUCUUUUUAAAAAGAGGAAAGAGGGAGUGAAUAUACAUUUAAGCUAAUCAAUGUGCAAGCAGUAUCUUUCAAAAGAUGGCAGGUAGCCUGCCUGAAGCAGUGGGAAAGGGCAAUGCAGAUUACUGAAUCAGUACAAUUGAUUUGUCUGCAUCUUGAAUGGGGGAGAAGGGGUGAGCCAGGCUCAAGCUGCUGGGAGGUUGGGGGGGACGACACAUGAUCUGCCCGUCCACUUUUAUUGCCUAGUUAAAUGUGUUUAGGUCUGGGUGGUUUCAGUUCACCAUGAUGUGAGAAGAAUCUGCACAGAAAGCCCAGUCUCUUGGGAUGUGGUCUGUUCAUGUCUAGAAUUCAGCAGAGCACAGCGCUGCUCUCUCAGUUCCACUGAGGGUUUUGUAAGUGUCUGCUUUUGAGAGGUUAUGCAGUGAAGUUUCUUUCUAGAUCAGGGAAGACUUACUCAAGCCCCACAGUCUUCUCUUCCUCAAGCUGGUCUGGACCACGAAACCUUGUCUCCUGUUCUCAUGCGGGUACCUUCUCCUCUGCUGUUCUUCACUUGCUGUGUCUUGAAUUGUAAGAUGUUCCCUUAUUUAUAUACUCCACCAGAUGAUAUUUUUGAAAUUGUGUGUUUCCAGGUUAAAUACAGAUGGUUUAUAUUUUAUAUUUUGAGAAAUGUAUUGGGGGAAGGGGAGGGGAGGAGCUGUUUCAAGCUUCUGUCAGAGGAACAACUUGCAGGCAAAGUACGGGAAAGUAGUGUUGUAAUAACUUGCUAGGGCAACGAUUUCUUAUCAUUGUAAGCUUCCUCCUUUUUUCCCUCAGUUGUUAUGAAACAGCUGCUUGUAGUAUAACAAACUAGGAUAUUACACCAGACUGUAACAGAGUGACAAGAUGUGUAAACCAGUGGCUUGAUACUAUUUUUGACUAGGUGUUCGGCGCAGAACUGGAAAACUAUUUCCAAUUCCUAAGUGUGUUACCAUUUUUAGGUGCUGGAAUCAAAUUUUGAGGCACUGGUGCUGCAGAUGGCUGAAUAAUUAUUUCAAAUUUCUAAGUGCUUAGGGCUACCUGAGAUUGUCCCAAUUGUGCCUGAAAAAGCAAACAAGUGUUCUGCAUCAGAAAGGAUACGACACCCAAGGGAAAUGGUGAAAAAAGCAUAGAGCCUAACCUGCUUUUUGGCUGUACUUGCAACCUGGACCUAAGUAUAUGUGUUCUGAAGGCAUUUUGGCUUACUCUCGAGUCAGUGUGCAUGCAGACUUAGGCCAAGAAUUUGAAAAUGAAAGCAUGUGUGCUCCAACAAUUGUUCUGCUGAUUCCAAAUGACUAGAGAUUCAUGUACAAAUCCUGUACCCAGCCGAUGGUGUUAUGGCUUCCUCUUAGCUUGAACACUUGUCCACAGGAAUCUGAUGCUGGCACCCUGGGAACUGAAUGUUUUCCUGAGCUCUCUCAGGACUGGCACCUAACAGUUUGGGUAACUGCUUACGAUUUUGAAAUAUUUUUUUCCAGCCUUGCUUUCCGGAUCAACAUAUUAAAAGUCCACUGAAACCUAGGUGUUCUCUUUGCGUGUGCAUCGGUCUUUGGCUUCAUCAAAAUGUGCACUCUUGGUGAGCCACUGGUAUUCCUGUAAAUAUGUAUUUGAGUUAUUCUGUCACUGCUGAAGCUUCUGUGUGCUGUGAACCACUAUUAUCAUGAAAUGCAUGCAGUAUAGCCAUGUUUAAGUUGAAUGGGAAACAAUGGCUGUGUCCACACAUAACACUAAACCAUGAUUUAGUGCUACAUGGAUAUGAGUCUCUAUGAGCCAGAGUGAAGCAGCAUGCUCAUGCACUUUCCCUUCCCCUAUCUUCCACCCCUGCAGUUGGAAGGAGCAGUUCUAUCAAGUUUAGAUUUGCUUUUAAAAAACAAACAAACAAAACAUUGGCUUAUCUUUAUGUACCAACCAAGGAUAUUGGUUAUGAAACUUGCUUGUUUAACUUUCUAUCAUUUGUUGUAAAGCAUGGUCCCUGGUUUGUACAUAACACUGAACUGAGAUUCUAUGGAGGCAAAACAAGACUCAGCAAAAUUCCCCCACCUGUGUGGGAGAAGAAGAGACAUGGUGGAAGAGUAGGAUGAGGACAAAAUCCAUUUCAAGAUGAACAUACCUCAUCUGUACUUUCCACAACAAUCUGCGAACCGAAAUGCAGCCAUCCUUUGAAAUUCACACUUCAAUGAAUUUUGCAGAACAGUUCCCCAGACAAGUAAGGUGAACAAACAUGCACAUACUAGGGUAUAGUGCAUCUGUUAAUGAAAAUAACAUAGAAUGCAGUAUAGCAGGAGAUUGAAAGAAAGCACUAUCGACAUACUUGCUCAUCCCUAGGGGAGAGUGCACAGACCCAAUAUUUCACUUGGGCUCAUGGAAUUUCUUCCACAUAGUGCUAAAGCCAUGUUUUUGUGUUACUUGUGAACUGGAUAGGGGAGUAUAACACUCAAACCACAGGUCCGAGUUAUGUGGAUACAUGAAAAAGUCUUGGAAAACAGAGUGAAAAGGAAUUGAAUCAGAAUUUUCUUUAGACAAGGGCUUUCCCAUCAGAUACCAGAUACUCUAGCUGUACCCUGUUCCCCUCUAGAAAUUAGAAUCAGACUCUUUCUUUGUUUUUAGUUAUGUGUGGAAGGACACAUAGAAGAAAUGCUAAAUUUUCAGUGUGUGUCCCCCCAGUAUAGUACAGAGGUGGUGCAGAUGUUUCUUUUAUGGGGAACAGAUGUUUCUUUUAUGGGGAACCUUUGGCCCUCCAGAUGGUGUUGAACUUCAACACCCUUCAGCCUUGACUAUUGGCCAUGUUGGCUGUGGUUGAUGGAAGAGAGAGGUCAGUAACAUCUGGCCACCCCUGCCCUAUAUCUUAUCAGGGAUGUGAUGCAUUGUAAUCCUGUUGACUCAAGUGAGAUUUCUUGCUUGGGGUGAAUCAUGUGUGCUUUUCUGGAGAAAAGAGGCCUUAUCUUGAUUGUUAUUCAGGUGUGUUGCAAGAUGGUGGAUAAAUUUAAGUGAGAACUAAAGCUCACUUUAAAUCCAUUGGCUUAGCUGCAAUGGACAUUGGUUGUGUUGACUUUAUUCCCUUAUCAAAAUCCCUCCCACAAUGGAUGGGCACAAAAUAUAUCCACACAUAGAGCCUGGGCCAUUGAAGCUGUCAAGAGGGAGAAUAAUCCACUGAGGAAUUUUCCUGUUGCACUCCUCAGAGAUGCAGGAGACAUUUCAGCGGGGCUGAACUCUCCCGCAGAUUGUAGCCUGGGUCUUUUUGUGUUUAUUUAUUUAUGUUUAGGUCACUUCUUUGCACCUAAAGACAAGAGAGCAAACUUAAUGGUAUAUUUUAAUGGAUUUAUUUAUUUUUGCAAGCCAUCUCCUUUCUUUUCUCCUUGGAACUUCUUCAGCCCUUAUUCAGUGCAACUCACUAGCUAUUCCUCAUGGAAGGGAGAGUUGUUUGGCCUUUGACCAAGUCGGCACCACUUCUGUUGGUGCAGCAGCCCAAGAGAUGCUAACCAAUCUUGCUGCUUGCCCUGAACUGCAGAAAAAGUCAAGCACUCAGCAGGCUGCUGUGUUAGCUCAGUGGCAGAGCAUCUGCUUAGCAUGCAGAAGGUCUCUAGUUCAAUCCACAGCAUUUUCAGGAAGGGCUGGGACCCUUGUGUGAAACCCUGGAGAGCAACUGCUGGUCAUUGUGGACAGUCGUGGGCUGGAUGAACUAGUGACCUGACUCAGCCUAAGGCAGCUUCCUAUGCUCCUAGGCUAUAAUAAUAAAUAAGUUUGUAAAUAUUCCUAAUGCUGCUAUUUUUGAAACUCACCUUUGACUGCUGAUAUGCCUCUUCAUAUCAGGACCAAUGUUCUUAGGAAGGGAGGGCUUUUGGCUUAAUGUAAGCUUUUAAGCAGUAAAUACUACACAUGGUACGAAUAAUUUGCAGUUAUGAGAGGGAUAUAAAGCAACUUGUAAAGGCAAAAUAUAGUAGUCUGAGCUCGGCUGCAUCUUUGGAGCUGUUUUGAAAAACAGCCGUUCUCACAGCUGUUGCUUUGGGCAGGAAGACUGAAUGCAAAAUCGCAGCACUGCACCAGUCAGUUAAUGCCCAGCAAAUAACAAUUAUGCUUCAUGCCGCUGUAUUAAAUUCUGUGUUUCUAAAGGGUAUCCUUGCAGCAGCAUUGUCGCCUAUUUUUGUUUUGUGCCUGUGCCUUUAACACCAAUAAGAAAUUAAGCAAGUGGUACAGUUCCUGGCAUGGCAGCAGUCUGUUUCUGAGGGGUUUGGAGGUUGGGGGGGGGGGCAGUUGAACUAGAUAUUCUUAGUGAGCCCCCUUCUCCACUUCUUCACCGCAAUCGCUCUGCCCAUUCAGUUGCAGCUCCCUCUGGACCCAGUGUAUACCAUAUUGGAAGGGGCAUGCAGGAGUUCCUGUUCAUUCCCUUUGCUCUAGUCAGUGCCAGCUCCCUCACUAACAGCAAGGAGGAUUCAGAGGCUGGGCCUUCCACUGGGACACGGGCACUAGUACUGUAAAUGCCCAGUGAUAUCCUAUCCUGAUGCAAUGAGAGGUACAGCUUGACUGCUUAAUUUCUCUGAACUCUGAAGGCUCAGGAGCAACACUAGGAAGGGGGCGGAAGGGUUGCACUAUUUGAGAGUCCCGCUGCUUGUGUACUUGAAGUAUCAGUAUCUCCCCGAUGCUUACAGUGGCUUUCCAAAUGUCAGUGGGCUUAUGUGUGCAUGCUAAUACGUGGAGCAAGCCUAGAAACAAAUAUUCUUUUGAGAUACUUGACUUUUGGUCCAGCACAUGCUUUAAACUUGUGUGCUAACUGUAUUCAGAGGAGGUGGCAGUGCUUUUCCUCCCCUCCCCUUUUUCUUCCAGAAAGAGUCCUCAGACCACUUAGGUUACUUAAUCUGGAUUGGGUCUCCUGAUCUCCCAGCAAUUUUUUUUUUUAGUAAGUGAGCUGGUAGGACUGGUUUCAUACUCGAACAUGCUCUGAGCCCAUGCUUAUAUUUUUAAGCCUACAUGCAAACAUUUUCAGGAUCGGGUUCCCAGCAUGUAAAUUGCAACCAGCAGUUUUCCAAGAGAAUAUAUGGAAAACGACUAAAAGUAACUGCUAGCUACCGUCUGUAUACCUUCAAGUUCAGGGCAGCAGGCAGGGAACUGCUGCAGAUCUGUCCUUUACUUUCCAGACAAGGAGACCAAAGGUGGCCGGCAACAUUAAUACUGUACUUAACAUAUAUUGUAUCAGUGAAACGAUCUAUUAUUUGUAUACAGAGCAUUAGUAAAAUAGUUUCUUUUAAGCACUGCUAAGAACCCUGUAACACUGACAAGGAGCACUUUUAAAAACAAAUUCUGUGUGUGUUUGUGUGUAUGUAUAUCGCUACAGUCUGUAUGUAGUCAAAUGCUUACAAGAGGUUGCUGCCUAGCACUGUGAUAGAUAAAUGAGCUAGAACUCAGUGGUGUUACCUACACAAGCAGCACUUUUCUGUAUAUUGACAGCUUUUCAAGGAGCUACACUUAAACCUGGUUUCAUUGACUGUAACUUCUGUGGACCCAGGUACGAGCCAGUGAUUCAUGUGAACCAAAUGUGUACAGUAAUCUCAUAAAGCAAAGCUAUAAAGCUGUAUAUUGCCAAGGUAGAGUCUAAUAUAUAUAUAUAUAUAUAUAUAUAUAUUAAAUAGAUCUAUAUAUUUUUCCCCUGGGAGGAAACAUGAGUGUUUUUAAAUGCAAUAUAUUUUUAGAGAAACUGUCUGCUGUAUCUGUCUUAAUCUUUACACAAACCAGCGCACUCCAAUCAUCCUUUCCUCAUAGCAUUAGAAUGUCUUCCUCCAAAAGCAGAAGGUUGAGCAGUGGUUUGAAUCUGUGAAACCCUUUAGCUUCCUUGGAAGCUUAUAUGGGGUUCCUCAGUGAAGAGGAAGCAAUAGCAGGCAAGCUUCCCAGAUAAAGACAGCUUGUUCACCAUGACUAAUCUUCACUCACACAGCGUAGAGCCUCUGAGGAAUGCUGGGUAUGUUGCUCAGCCCAUGAGGGGCAGAAGUUGAGGGCCAAAAUAUCUGGCUAGGAGAGAGCUGUCAGGGCAGGAUUUUGAGGUCUCAAACUGCAGGUGCAAUUGGCUCACCACAGUGUGAAGUAAUGCACUUUCCUUCUAUAGUGGACUUCCAUUAAGUCCAGAGUCUGAAAUUACCUAACUGCACCACUGCUGGCGACGACUGAAUGUGUGAGUGCCCUAGAGAAUGUUCCAGAAUCCUUUUGUAGCCAAGUGGGGGCUCUGUGAUAGACGGUUGCGAGAUGUGCCAUAUUGAAGGUGGGAUGUUUGAAAUCCAUGGGUUUAUCAGGUAGCCGAAGUGUGUGCGUUUCCUCGUUGUAGAUGCUUUGUAGUUUAGCUUUUGUGUUCAUAAGCUUACUGCCAACAUAAUGAUGUAGCUUUAUGAAAUGUGCCAUGUUUUAUUGAAAUGUGCAAUAUUUCACGUGGUUUCUUUCAUCCGUAUAGAAAACCUUUAGUAACGCUCUCAACAAAUACAGCACUCAGGUAAAGAUUUUAGCUGCUCCUUUUUAAACUAAAUGUAUUGUCAACCCAUGAGCAUUGCUUUUAAAAGAGUGAUUAAAAUGUAGAGUGCCCCCUCUCUACCUCCCUAUAUAAAUUAUGCUGUUUAACAUGAGCUUCUCUUAGCUAUGUAAAAGUGAUUUGAGAGCUCCUGCUCUUGCACCCCUAUGCUGUUUAUCGAAAAGGGAGCUACCCAGUUGCUUUUGCUCAUAAACUACCACAUGAACAAAUGUUUGUUCAUGCAUAAGAUUGUUCUUUUAUCAGCCAGCUGAAGCAUGGGUUGAUGAGGCUGGCAGGCAAAAAUCUGCAAAAUCUAUAUCCUCGUAAAAGAAGUCAACCCGCAGUGAAUUCAGAUUGUUUAGGUGCCUUCCAAGGAUAAUCACUACAACAUCGGAUGUGGUCCUUAAAUGCUUUUCUUAAUUCUUAAAGAAUAUGUUUUAUGGCUUCAGGAGGAGUUUAUAUCAUAAACACAGAAAUUGGUCUAGCAUUUCCCCCCAUCCUGCUGUCAGAACAAUGUCCUUUGGACAUUUGAGCCAGUGUUUUCAAAAGCCCAAUGGGCUUUUAAACUUUUGCUUUUAUUGUAGUGAAAGAUGUAGCAGUGAGAAAUGUCUUUUUGUGCAUCUCUAUAAACCACAUUCAUAUACUGAGCAUAAAAAAUAAUAAUAUGACCAUAGAUCAUAGCAUAAUAUAUAUUUGCACAACUCUUAUGCAGAUGUAAUUUUACACACACACACAUGUGUAAUCAAAUCUCGGUUUUUAUGGGGUUGAUUCUGUGCAGAGUUUAUUUUACAAAUGUGUGUUAAUCUUACGCUGCAUUGGCACUCCUGGAUGGCUAUUAUUUCUCUUGCACAUUUUUUAGCAUUCACACAAAGAGGAAGUUCUUCUCUGAAGGAAUUUGCUUUUACAUUUUUCAUUGAUAUGCACGGCUCUUAUGCAAAACUUGAAUAAACUUUUGUCGUAAGUGUGUCUUGUGUGCACCCUGUGUGUCGUGGGAAAGGCUGAAUCGCAAGUCCAUUUGUCACAAAGCCCAUUGCAAGUGUGGUAGCUGUGAUCUUGUCCUUUGUAGCCCUUUGGGGGGGAUAUUUCUUUAGUGAUUAGCUUAACUUUCUGUAAAGAGUUCAUUACACAAAACCAUAAAACAUUAGCAUUGUCUUGUCACUGACUAAAAGUUAGCAUGCAAAAAGAGUAAAUGUUCUUAGAAAUAUGGUAUGUACACUAGCAGUUCCAAAGAGCAUAGGUACCCCUUUCUCCAUUUAAACGUGAUUUGUGCAACUUUAGAAUGCUUGGCCUUUGUUCUAGUUAAACACAGUCCCACAAAACAUACCAUUUCUAAAAAUGAAAACAUAUUUUUCUAUGCAAUAAUCUAUUCACCUUCUAUGUUUCAGUUUUUUUUUAUUAAGAGAGAGAGAGAGAGAGAGAGAGAGAGAGAACUUGAAAAGGACAUGACCCUAUUGCAAUUAAGCACUUUUAAGACUACAGCUCUGUCCAUGUAUACUUGGUUCUAUUGAAUUCAGGGAGACACCCUCCUAAGUAAACAUGCGUACAAUUGUACAGCAAGUUCUGUUGUUGAACUUACAUUUUAAAUUUAUUUUAUUGAAGUUGACAAGGGGUUAAGUGUUUCUGUGUUGUGAUUCCCUACAGCAAAGGGUUCAGAAAGAUUAAUAGCAGCGCAAUUAGUCUUAACACUCAAGCAGGCACCAGUAGGGUGCUGUAGAAAACUGAUUGUUAUUUUUCCAGGAAAGUUAAAUGAGAUCCUUUCUACAAUGCAAAAUGCAUUGUUGCCUUUUUGAUAAUAUGGAUUUAUAGUCCUAUUAUACCCUGUGUGUGUGUGUGUGUUUGUGUGUACCGUGGAUAGUGCUAAUGCUAGACAAAAAUAAUCUGGCAAUCAUCCACUGUUGUAGCAAUGACUAAAAUUAAUAAUUUUAAUAUUGAACACUUUUAUAUCGGACAAAUAGGUUUUGUUCUUUUUUACUCCAGCCUCACAGGCUAAGUCAUGCAAGCCUAUCCCAAGGUUACAAAAGUGUAUUUGACAGACAAAGCUAAGGUUGUGAUCCUGUACUCAAUUACCUGGCUGCAGGCAAGCCUCAUUGGACUCAAAGGGGCUUCCUUAUGGGUACACAGGUAUAAGGUUGCCCUGUGAAUUUUUCUGAUCCAGUCCCAUGCCCACAGCAGCUAUAAGUUCUGGUGAAGUAAGUGGGAUGUCAUUCUGAAUGUUCAUCCAUAGGAUUGGACCGGAAAGCUUUGUUUUAUUUACAUAAACACAGUAAUUCAGUUCUGGGGUUGAGGACAACAUUCUGCUUUUUGAAGCCAAACUAGCCUAGUUUAAAGUAGUUAUCUCACUAGUCAUCAUAGCACUGAAAUCGUGUGCAGGUCUACUCAAGAGUGGGUCCUCUGGGGCUUACUCCCAGGUAAGUGUGUACAGGAGCAGGUUCAGUCCUGCAGCUACUAUUUCAGCAGGAUUUGCACAGAAAAACCUCUGGGUGGGUUAUGCUCUUGGAGAAGAGUCCUUAUUUAGCAACAUGUUCCUGUUGUGAUAGUAUAACUUUUUUUGUUAUUUAUUUCCACACAUCUUGACUUUCUUCAAAGUUAUGUAUUAACUGCUGGACGCGAACUAGUAUUUGAAUUCUGAAAUGUUUGUACUUGAGAUGUUGUUUGGUUUGUAGUUUUUUUCUGAUUACUGGUAUUAUUUUGGUAAAAAAAAGAAAUACUUCAUGUCAUUUGAUAUUAAUGCCUUCUUCUCUUUCUGAAGCCAGUGAAUACAAAUGUAAUAUAUCUUGCCUUAUGACAACAUUACAUAUCUUGUCUACCUAAAGCAUUAGCCAGUCACUGGUUGUACUAUUAUGGUGAAAAGUAGAGUUUAUAAAUGUGUCGUUACUAAUUGUCAUUAAACUUGAAUGGUGCAAAAUGGGAGUGUGAUCCUGAGAAAAUAUCUGUUCUGUAGGCGUUCUGCGUUCAUGGGUAACAUCUAUAUUUAGCCUUUCUCGCUAAAGUAUCCAUGCAAAAACUUUCUAGGUGGAAGGCAGAGAUUCUCUUGGUCAGAAUUUCUAAAGCAGGGGUGGGGAACCUCAGCCCCGGAGGCUGAAUGUAUAUCCCACUCACUGAAGACCAGUAGUGUGCUGUGUCUGGCAAUUGGUUCUAGUCUGAUGUCUGUCUAAGGGUGAAACUAUAUGUUACGCUUAAUUAUCUCCAUUUGGUCUUAAUUAUAUCCUCAACACAGGGAGAGAGGAGGGCUAUCCUUUCCCAACCACAGCAUCAUCCGGAAAAUUGCUCUCCCAGGGCAACUAUGAGGGCAGGUUUUUUCUUCUCCUUUAAAUAUUCCAUUUGUGGUCUGUAGGUAUGGUGGGCUCUGGAAGCAGAACCAACAGCUGUGACCACUCAUGCGUAUUCCCCACCAAACCACAAUGAAUACCCACCACUUUGCAAACCCUCCCUAAUUUGCAAAUACAUCUGUGUGCAAAUACGCUUUGUCAGU
Messenger RNA from Zootoca vivipara (common lizard), 12543 nucleotides. The record is from RefSeq and is a predicted model, not a curated record. Lineage: Eukaryota; Metazoa; Chordata; Lepidosauria; Squamata; Lacertidae.